Messenger RNA from Closterium sp. Naga37s-1, 3687 nucleotides. NCBI's taxonomy places the organism in Eukaryota, Viridiplantae, Streptophyta, Zygnematophyceae, Desmidiales, Closteriaceae. The record is from the annotation of a GenBank genome assembly.
AUGGCGGGCGGCGGCGCGAGGACGCAGAAGAACAAGGCGCACAAGUCGCGCUUCGGCGCCAAGAGCCAACGCGCGUUGCACAAGGUCGCCAAGGCGUCAGACGGCGGAGCAGCAGGGGCAGCGCGCGGGGGCGCGAAGGGCAAGGGGAAGGGCCAUGGCGCCGUCGCCAAGGCGGAGAGGCUCAACCGCAACAAGCUGAGGAGAUGGGCGGCCAGGAGUAGGGCGGACGUUCAGGCCAAUGUGCUACCAUUAAACCCAUCCCGUCCCUUGCCCCCUCCCACCCCCUGUCGUCUCACCCACAGCUGCGGGACAGCAAGCGGGCGGACGUGCUGGCGGCCAAGUGACCUUUUUUCCACUGCGUCGUCUCUCCCCGUUCAUUCCUUCUCCCCCACUCCCUACCAACCCCUUCUUCCCCCCCAACCCCACUUCGCCUCACCCACAGCUGCGGGACAUCAAGCGGGCGGACGUGCUGGCGGCCAAGAGAGCUCUCAUUCCAUGAACGGGGAAGAGAGCUCCAUCGACUGCCUCAUCUCAUCUCUUCCCGUUCAUCCCUUCUUCCCCCCGCCCCACCCCCUGUCGUCCCACCCACAGCUGCGGGACAGCAAGCGGGCAAGCGUGCUGGCGGCCAAGCGGGCGCUCUCUGCUUCCUCCACGCCGCCCCGCGUCGUGGUGAGUCGCCCCGCCCCGCAGCGCAGGCGCAAGCCAGGCGUGUUUAGUGCUCAAAUCUGCACUGCAAUGGUGAGUCGGUGCCCCGAGGUCAGGCAAGUUCAAAUCUGCAACGGUGCGAGGCGCUCCCCUGAGCCGAGGGGCCUCUCUCAAGUGACCCCUGAGCCUUCCCCAGGUGCAGCAGUGCUCACCUCCCCUCCCCUGCAAUGGAAGGCGGCUCUGGCGGUGCUGGGAGGGGAGUUCCCCAAGGGCACGUGCCAUGUGUUUGCCGUCGACUCACUGGCUGAGAUGGCACCGGUGAGUCAAAGCAGGGGAAAGUUCGAGUCAUGCACACAGAGGAAGGGGGCUGUGUGUGGCGGUGCUGGGGGGGAGUUCCCCAAGGGCACGUGCCAUGUGUUUGCCGUCGACUCCCUCGCUGAGAUGGCACCGGUGAGUUGGCUGGUUGGAGGGGAGCGGAGGCCACAAGGCAAGGCAAGGCAGCAACAGGUGGUUGGUCCAUACAAAGAUGGCUCUCUGAUCAUGUGCUUGCAUUGCGGUCGACUCACUCGCCGAGAUGGCCGCGGUGAGUUGGUUGGAGGGGAGGGGAGAUGCCACACAGCACACCGACUCAAAUUCUCCCUGCUUUGGUUCUCCUCGAGCCUGCUGCAGGUGGUGCGGCACAUAGCGGAGCAUCGCCCCGUCACUCCUGGCUGGCGCACUCACCGCCCCUACCUCGUGGCGCACGAUUUUGACUUCAUCCCAGGCGCAGCCGACGCAGGCACGGCAGCAGCCACUAAGAGCGUGCCAUGUGGCACGUUGCGGGUGGUGGGCUACGUGCGCGGCCACGGGAUCAACGUGAACCAGCUGGUGCACAUCACAGGAGUGGGCGACUUUCAGCUAGCUCAGAUCGACCAAGUGCCCGAUCCCUGUGCUGCUGGCGAGCAUGGGAGGCCGGUCGGGAGGGCUGGUGGGAGCAAGGGGAAGGAAAAGAGGGAAGGGGGGAAGACACAAGAGGGGAUGGAGGUAGAGGAGGGAGAGGAGGGGGAGGAGGGGGAAGUGGAGGAGGGGGAGGAGGAGGAGGGGGGAGUGAGGGUGCUGGCUCGGUCGACUGCUGAGCUGAGGGAUCCCCUUGUGGUUCUCAACACACUUGACCCGCUGGCCGGCGAGCAGGUGAGAAGAGAGGGGAGGAGGGGGAAGUGGCGAAGGAGGGGAACUAUUGAUUUGAGUGGUGAGUUGAGGGAUCCCCUUGUGCUUAACACACUUGACCCGCUGGCCGGCGAACAGGUGCGGUUGGGAGGGAGCGGGCGGGUGAAGAGGCGAACAGGUGCGGUUGGGAGGGAAGGGGCGGGUGAAGAGGUGAGAGCAGAGGGACGAGAGCACACGUGGCCGACAGAGGAGGAAAUGGCAGCAGCAGAGGCGGAGGAGAGGAAGAGAGCGGAGAGCAAGGCCCUGGGGGGGGGAGGAGGGAAGGAGGGCAAGGGUGGCGCCAGGCGCAUCCGGGUGCCGAAAGGAACCUCCAGCUAUCAGGCGGCAUGGAUGCAAGGUGGUGACGAGGAAGAGAGCGAGGGGGAGGAGGAGGACGAGGAGGAGGAGGGAGAGGAGGGAGAGGAGGCGAUGGAGGAGGGAGAGGAGAGGGAUGGGGGUGAGCAGGGAGGAGCAGAGGAGGAGGAGGAAGGGUCGGGGAGUGAUUGGGAGGAGGUAGAUGAGGAUGAUGGUGUGGGAGGGGAGAGGCUAGAGGGAGGCAGCACCCACGAUGGGCUCAUGGAUGAGGAUGAUGCAGAGGGGGAGGCGGAGAAGAGGGCUCGAGCUCAGUGGGAGGAGAUGAAGCGGCUGAGGGUGCAGCAGCAGGAGGACCAGGAGUUCCCGGACGAGGUGGACACCCCAGACGACAUCCCGGCGCGGCAGCGCUUUGCCAAGUACCGCGGGCUCAAGUCCUUCCGCUCCUCGCCCUGGGACUCCAAGGAGUCCCUCCCCCCUGAGUACGCGCGAAUAUUCUCCUUUGACAACUGGAAGAGGACGCAGAAGGCGGCGGAGGAGCGGGCGGCAGCGGUGGACCGGGGCGAGGUGCCCGGGUCGGUUGGGGCGGGGACGUUUGUCAGGUUGCACAUUAUGAACGUGCCAUGCUCCGAAGCAGAGCGUCUGCAGCACGAGGCGGCCAAUCGCGGGCUGCCACUUGUCGUGACGGGGCUGCUGCAGCACGAGGCGCGCAUGACAGUGCUGCACUUCUCAGUCAAGAAGGCCGACUCCUUCGCCGCCCCCAUGAAGUCCAAGCAGCGCCUCCUCUUCCACUGCGGCUUCCGACGGUUUUACACUCGCCCCACCUUCUCAACGGACGACAUCAAUCUCGACAAGCACAAGUUCGAGCGCUUCCUGCACCCCGGAAGGUUCGCGGUAGCUUCCAUCUUUGCGCCCACGCUCUUCCCGCCGCUCCCCCUCCUCGUCUUCGCCGACCCGUCUGCCGCCAAUCAGCACGCAGGAGAGGGUGUGACGGGAGGAGGGAGUGCGGGGGUAGGGAGUGUGGGGGGGAGUGUGGUGGGAGGGAGUGUGGUGGGGGAGGGGGAGGAGCUACAGCUGGCGGCAACGGGGGCUUUAAGAGGGCCGGACCCUGAUCGUUCCUCUCCCAUGUCCUCGUUCCUCUCCCAUGUCCUCGUUCCUCUCCCAUGUCCUCGUUCCUCUCCCAUGUCCUCGUUCCUCUCCCAUGUCCUCGUUCCUCUCGCGUCCCUCCCUGUGGAGCUCUUCUCCAAGUACGGCCGGAGGGGGCGCAUUCGCAAGCCGGUGGGCACCAAAGGAGCAAUCAAGUGUGUUUUCGAUGGGGUGGUGCAGCAGCGCGAUGCCGUCUGCAUGGCCCUCUACAAGCGAGUCUACCCCAAGUUCCCCGUCCUGCCAGCCUCUCUUUGCCCCCGCCGAGACAUCCCUCUGGCGCUGCCAGCUUGCGCCUCCUUGCCCCUGCGGCUCCUUGCCCCUGCGCCUCCUUGCCCCUGCGCCUCCUUGCCCCUGCGGCUCCUUGCCCCUGCGGCUCCUUGCCCCUGCCCAUCCAACUAG